Molecule: messenger RNA, 2476 nt
Organism: Schizosaccharomyces octosporus yFS286
Lineage: Eukaryota; Fungi; Ascomycota; Schizosaccharomycetes; Schizosaccharomycetales; Schizosaccharomycetaceae
Product: RNA-binding protein Rsd1
Exons: 7
Coding region: 471-2246 (591 amino acids)
Biological process (GO): mRNA processing
Cellular component (GO): nucleus
Molecular function (GO): RNA binding
Source: RefSeq, a predicted model, not a curated record
AAGUAUAGCUAUAAGUACUGUGUUUUAAAUCAUAGCCCCCGGCGGUCAAAUGGGUAAGGGAGGGGCAUUUACAAAAAUCAGGUUAUUAUCAUCGUUAAACUUCAUCGGAAGCUAAGUUACCGAUGAAGAUUACAAAUGCGGUAAACUGGAUCCGUUUUCGCCUCCAAUCUGGACGCACAACUGUCAAGAACAUCAGAAGCAAAGAGUUCACUGGAUUCCGGUUUCAGUAUAUUAACAGUGUUUUUAUUGUUUUAUAUAAACUAUAUUUUGCCAUUUCACUCAAUUUUUCGAGUUGUUUCAUCUCUUUUAUUGCUGACAUUCAGCAAUUGCUUUGGAAUCAUUUACAUUCGUCGUUUUCAUCUUUUCAUUGAUUGCUUGGAUUCUAUUACGUUUUUCUCUUUUUGAGAGUCCGUUCUUUCUUCUAAUCGGUUUGUUUUACAUCAAGUUUUGUUUCAAAGUCUGUUUCCAAAAUGUAUCUAGAUGCAGAAGCCUUGGCAGAGGCUCCGUUUCGUAAGCAAGAGAACUCUUCUGAAUCCACUAAUUCACAACAGCAACCUGUCUCAUCUGUAUCUUCAAAUGUACAAGAGAGUCAUCCGGCUACCUCCGCUCCUAAUCCUCCAAACCGUGAGCCCAAUGGCGUACUGUCGACAUCUGUUUCCAGUUCCCAUAAAACUUAUCGGGAUCAUGGCAAUGAUGGUCGCUUAACACCUCCUCCUGUUUCAAUGGGCUAUCGCUACAGCGAAAGCAGAUCUCGCCCAGCUCAUUCAUCAGAUGAACGUGAAGUGGAGCGACCUCGCCGUUCUACUCACCGUACCUCAAGUCCAGUUUCCAGAAGAGGUAGUUCUUACUCACGAUCUCCUUCUCCAGGAACUACCCGUCGCUAUCGCUCUCCUGAUGGCGUGCGCGAUAGAAGCCCUCGAUCACGUAGGCGGUACUCGCGCAGCGAUCGUUCUUAUCGCCGAUACGAGGAAAGCUCUCAGAGUCCUCCUCGCUAUUCUAGCAGGCGCAAUCGUUACCGCGAAGAGCAUCGUCCUCGUCGACGGGAUGACGACGACGAGCAUGAGCGCCGAAGUCGCCGUCGUGAUCGCAGUAGAGGAAGAACUCGGGCUCGUGAUCCCUCUCCCAUAAAUGAUGACGACCUUGAUAGACGUACCGUUUUUGUUUCUCAAUUAGCAAAUAGAUUAACUACUAGGGAAUUAUACGACUUUUUCGAAAAUGCCGGUCCUGUUCGUGAUGCUCAGAUCGUCCGAGACAAAGUUAGCGGCCGCUCCAAAGGUGUUGCAUAUGUAGAAUUUCGGGACGAGGACUCUGUUCAGCAUGCGCUUUCUCUCUCAGGAAAGCGUCUUUUAGGUAUUCCUGUCAUUGUUCAGCUCACAGAAGCCGAGAAAAACCGUAAAGCUCGCGAAGCAGCAGAGACGACACGGGCAGCAAAUGCGGAAAUUCCUUUUCACAGAUUAUGUAUUGCUAAUAUUCACUUCAACCUUAGUGAUGAAGAUGUAAAAGCCAUUUUCGAGCCGUUUGGUGAGAUUGAACUUGUUCGUUUGCAGCGAGAUGACCAAAAUAGAAGCAAAGGUUUUGGCUAUAUACAAUACCGAGAUCCAAAGUGUGCACGAAAUGCGCUUGAAAAAAUGAAUGGGUUUGAUUUAGCUGGAAGAAACAUGCGGGUUUGUUUAGGCAAUGAUAAGUUUACUACGGAAACAACUAGUUCCAUGUUGAGACGAUUUGAUGACAUGAUGAAUCGAACUGAACACUCUCAUUCUCGUCAAGGACGGGGACGCCAGACUUCCUUCUCAACAUCUAGGGCUUUGUCUCCAGAAGCAGAACCUUUGUCUCCUAGUGAUGAGGAGGGUCGUACAAUUUCACGUGACGAGCUUAUGAAAAAGCUUGCACGAACUGAUGAUACUACCCCUGUCCCAAUGACGGAAGUUCAGCCCGAUCCAAGCCGAUAUCGAUCUGUUAUUCUGAAAAAUAUGUUUGAUCCUAAAGAGGAAACUUCUGCUACAUGGGUAGAGGAACUUGAACAAGACGUUCGUGAAGAAUGUGAAAAUAAAUAUGGAAGAGUAAUGCACAUCACCGUAGUACCAACUGAUGCCGGUGAAAUCUUUGUCAAGUUUAAGACACCCGAAGAAUGUGAAAAAGCAGUUCUUGGUCUUCACCAGAGAUGGUUUGGUGGCCGCAAUAUUAUAGCCUCCAAAAUUUCUGAGGCUGAUUAUAAUGUCAGGUUUCCUGAUGCUAAACAUGUUUAGGUGGUCAAUACCCUGUUUGGACAGUGAACAAAAGUCGCUAUAUAAUGAUUGAAGAGCAUGAAAUUUACGAAGUGGUCUUAAACGUGAUGAAAGGAGAAUAAUAUAUUAAAAGACUAAUCAAACGCUACUUUGUCUUUUUGGUGCGGAUAAAGAAUAGACAUACAUAGUCAAAGCCGUCGUUGUUUACACUAUAAUUUAGAAAACUAAUAAAUAGAAUAUACGUUUGAAAU